This is a messenger RNA of Acanthosepion pharaonis, 525 nucleotides long. The record is from the annotation of a GenBank genome assembly. NCBI's taxonomy places the organism in Eukaryota, Metazoa, Mollusca, Cephalopoda, Sepiida, Sepiidae.
AUGAAUAUCUAUCUACCUACUCAAUAUAUUUUAAUUACUUUCUUCUUCUUCUUCUUCUUCUUCUUCUUCUUCUUCUUUGUCUUCCUCUUCUUUUCCUUCUUUUUCUUCGUCUUCUUGCUCUUCUUCUUUCUUCUUCUUCGUCCUCUUCUUUUUCUUUCUUUCUCUUCCUCUUCUUUUUCUUCUUGCUCUUCUUUUUUUCUUCUUCUUUUUUCUUUCUCUUCCUCUUUUUUCCUUCUUCUUUUUCUUCGUCUUCUUUUUCUUCACGCUCUUCUUCUUCUUCUUCUUCUUCUUCUUCUUCUUCUUGACGUGUCCCUUCUGGUUGUGCAGGUAAUGGUGAUAGUCAGCGAUAUAAGAAAGAUUAAAGAAUUAUUUCGUAAUUGUCACUCUAUAUAUCCAUCUCUAUCUCUCUCUCUCUCUCUCUCUCUGUUUGUCUCUUUCUCUUUCUCUCUCUCUCUUUCUCAUUUCUAUCUGCAAUAUUAUACUUCAAUAUUCACAACUAAAUUAAGUGCAUUGAAAGAUCUAUAA